Messenger RNA from Mytilinidion resinicola, 7025 nucleotides. RefSeq names its product NACHT domain-containing protein. The coding region runs from base 283 to 6687 and encodes 2134 amino acids. Gene Ontology annotation, molecular function: protein binding. The record is from RefSeq and is a predicted model, not a curated record. Lineage: Eukaryota; Fungi; Ascomycota; Dothideomycetes; Mytilinidiales; Mytilinidiaceae. The transcript has 8 exons.
CCUAAGUUCCAUUCCAUGCUUGGACUUCGAUACAAUCCAUUCAAAAAUACGAAACGCAAGACUCAGUCGCCCCCUCCUACAGCUCAGGUAGAAACACCUGCUGCCCCCACAGAACGACAGACAGUUCAGUUUGAAAUAGCUGCUGUCCAGAUUGAGCCUCCUCCAACACAGAUCAAGCCUCUCCCAGCACAGAUCAGUCUUCCAACAAAAACCAAACCUGCUGUUUCACAGAUCGAACAUCCCGUAGUCAUUAAAACACGCAAGAUAUCUACUCCUGUCACCAUGGCCCCAUCAGCAACUAGGCUUGCUCAUACGCCGUCCACGAAGGCCGCCAAUGGCUUCUCGACUCCGCCCACCUCUCCUGGGUCUGUCAUCCAUAACAAGUUUGAUACUGCCUACGGCAAUUCGAGGCCGCCCAGCGGACAUUAUGGGAACUCCAUGAAUAGAUCCUUCGCCUGGACUGCCCGCAGUGGGCAAUCCAACGACGGGUAUAAGAUUGGAUUUGUGCAAGAAGCAGCCGUCUCACUGAAGAAGAAGUCAAUCUCGGAGCUCGGAGUAGGCGUCUCGCAGAGUGUUGCGAACGUCUCGUUCAUCAACCUUAUCGAAAGUAUUAGAGACGAGCGCCUUGCUACCCUGCCUCAUAAAGGAAGUCGAUGGGACAAGGUGUUGAUCAGAGCUCAAUACUUUGCUGAGAAACUACAUCACUUCGAUGUAGCUAUUCAAAGCUUUGCCCUUGACAGCCAUGCGGCGGCAGAGCUGGGCUAUGGCCAUGCCCGCCUUCUUCUUGAACUCGGUCAUGACAAUUCAGAAGCCCUCGACAAAGCUUUCAGUUUCUUCUACAAGAACUCGUUGGUCGUUUCUGCACUUUUGGAGCGUACGGAACUGCUCUCGGUAACGUCUGAGACGCGAGAGGAGCUCUGCAAAAUGUACACCGACCUUCUGUCCUUGGUCGUAGAUGUUGCUAUUCGAUUUUACAAGGCUGUUCAUGGCAUGCUUUCGUCCUCCGUUAGUCUCGACAUGUUCGAAGUCUUCGGCGACACAAUUGAAUCUCUUCGAUCUCGACAGGCCACGGUGACAGAGGCCAUUUGGAGUUACCAGAUUGAAAACGAAGGGCUCGAUCCAAGUGAAGUGCUUGAUGUCAAGAUCAUCAGCAGAUGGUUGUCACCGGAGGACCGUGUGCUUAGCUCUUUAGGCCGCGAUCACACUACUUUCGCUGAUCACCAGGCGGAGCUCACGUGUCUCUGGUUCCAGAAACCUCUGUCCAAGUUCCUACAGAGUAAUACCAACUACCUGCUUCUAACCGGUCAGCCCGGGUCCGGUAAGACUGCACUUGCAGCAUCUAUUGCCGAGAGACUUCAAAGACCUCUCGGUAAAAAGUCGUUCUCCUCUCUUUUUGUCUCAAUCAGCUCUGGUAUUCCGACUCAAGCCAACUCGAUAUCGGUUGUCAAAUCCAUUCUUAUCCAGCUGCUCAGCUUGCGAACUGGGAAUAUGGCCAUGUACUAUGCUUUAGCUCAUGCGUAUGAUCUUUGUAAUAACUCCGCCGACGACGAAGUGUACGAAAACCAUCUAUGGCAGGCCCUCGCCGACAUCCUCAAAAAUCCCCUUGACAAAGCCAACGACUUGAUCAUCAUCGUCGAUGGCUUGGACGAAGUCGAAGGCGGCAACAAAGCAUCGCAGGCCCUCUUUGAUAAACUUCUCACUGUCAUCGAGCAAGGCAAACGUGUCAAGCUGGUUACUUCCUCGCAGCCAAAGUCGGUCGUGGCCUCAGCUAACCACAAAGGCAUCGAGCAUGCAAUCAGUCACGACGACAUUCAUGACGACAUCUACGCGGUCGCUAUCAAAGCUCUCAUUCGCAAUCACCAUUUCCAUAAGAAGUCUGGUCCCGAACAAGAGGAAUUCCUCAAUCGCGUCAUCCAGCACAGCAACGGUUCGUUUUUGUGGACAGUUCUAGUAUGCCAGCUUCUCAACCUAGAAAAAACGCCUGAAUCCUUCAGUAAGACUUGGGAAGCCUUCGAGACAACUCACCCAUCAGUCCAGGACGUCACUUUGAAGGUGAUCACCGUUUUGGAUCCCACCAACGACGCGAAGACUAUUCUUUCUUGGAUUGCUGCCGCCGAACGUCCAUUUACCCUGCAAGAAAUCGAGAUUCUCUUCUCCAUUGACACGCAAAAGGGCACUAUUGCUCGCAAACAUGUGGACAUUCACGACAUCAUAGAAUCUCUGAAACCAAUUCUUUCCAUUCAUGAUGACAUUAUCCGGUUCCGGCAUCCUAUCAUACAACACACGUUACAGACUGCCAUUAAGCAAGGAAAAAUACCAUCGCCCAUCAAGGAUUCUCAGCUCGACCUAGUUUUGAGGACGCUGAUCUAUACAAAGUCUACCUUGGUUGAGAGAAGAGAACCGAUAUUCGAUCCCGUUGACCAGACUUUGGCUGAUCGUCUUUUCCAUCAACACCACUUCCUUGAAUAUGCGAUCAGAUAUUGGGUUCUUCAUCUCAAACAUGCGGGGCUGGUUCCGAAGCCAACUGGAGACUUUACCGUCAUUACUGACGUCCAGAAGAACCUUCCAGACUCGACAACUGCACCAAUCCUUGAAAAACUAUGCUGGGACGCUCAAUUCCCUGGGGCCCAGGAAGUACAACUGCACAGUCUAGUUGGCCGUAUUCGCUCCAAGGUGUUCACUGAAGACCACCCAACAGUGCUUCAGACAUACCUGUCUUGCGCCACGUACUACCACCAACUUUCGAAUACCACCGAGACGGAGAAGUACUACUACCUCUGCACGAAGAUCAGCCGUACUGUCCUCAGUGACUUCCAUCCUCUUACCGCCGAGUGUGCGAACACAUACCUCUCUAUCACCGAGACUUUGACCUCCACAUCACGCACUGAGGUCAUGACCCACCGAGAACAGGUACUUCUCAUCCUCAUUUCGGCGUACGAGCGACAAUUCGGUGCAACAUCUGAGAUUGUGAUUCGAACUCGAACCACGUUGGCGGAAUUUUACGUGUACAUCCACGAGGAAGAGCGUGCCAGAGAGCUUUACAAAAUUAUUCAAGAGGCCACAGUCAAGCACUACGGCAAGAACUCACACGAAGCUCACGGUGUUUCGGAAAAGCUUAACAUUGUGCUUGGCAAGAAAGAUGAACAAGUCCUUGAAACCUACAACGACUCUCUCUUCGGGGAGGAUACCGAAGAAGAUGUGGUUGAAGAGUUCAACCUUGGUCAGAUUGCCAUAAUUCUCAGUCGUGCUGAGAGGGAGAUCUCGAAGAAGGAGUUCACAUUGGCCGAACGCACCUAUGUUGAGCUUUGGCAACGUGUGUCUGCUCUGUGUCGCACCACCCGUUCGAUUGAAUGGCAUUCGAAAAAUAUCGAGAUCGCACAGGCCUAUUCCUCAUUCUUGAAGACCCAGAAGAGAGAGACGGAGCGUUCUGCGGUCCUUGCAGCAGUGUGGGAGCAGUACGAGCACCAUGAAUUGUCCUUCUCCGACAGCAUCAUGACGCAACUUGUUCAAGUUGCUGAGACUCUAAAGUCAGAGGGAUACUAUACCUAUGCGUUGGCUAUUUUCAAACGUGCUAGCUUCUACUACAAAAGUGUUCGCAAGGAGGAGUCGCACUCCUACUCGGAGAUUGAGAAGCAGAUCACCCAAACCUCCACCGAAAUCAUCAAGCAGACCGUGACGAGCUCUAGCACGACGAAUGUCUCCGAGUCUGUUUUCGAGUCUGUCUUCCAAUCGGCUAUCACCUCGUCCAAGGAGAUCGAUAUCACAACAAUUUCACUCGCCAAGAAGUUGACCGCUCAAUACAUAGAGCAGAGGAAAUGGUCAGAGGCUAUCACCGUUAUCAAGUCAACGCUGCAGAGGACCUGGGCAUCAUUCUUUUCAGAGUCCAGCCAUGACAUCACCAUCACCUCGACUUUCUUGCAAGAGUCGAUCUAUUUGGUCGAGCAGCUUGCGGAGGUUUACAUCCGCCAAAGGCAACUGGAGAAAGUGGAAGAUGUAUACUUGCGUCUCUUCCGAGCUGUUCUACGCUCACCGCAGAUCGAUGCAACCCUGUUUGAAAAGGCUAAACAAUAUCUUCUGACCUUCUACGACAAGCAUGGAUACGUGGACAGCGCAAUCAGCGUUUAUCAGGAAAUCCUUGUGGUGUACCGGACCACCUUGGGCCCCUCCCACGAAAAAACGAUUCAAGUCUUGUACACUUUGGCAUCUCGGUGCCGCGCGCAUCCUCGAAACCAUCCUUACUGGAUCGAAUACUACCAGCAAAUAGUCACCGGCCUGAACAAAAACUCCGAGAUCUCCCACAAGGACGCAACGGACGCGAUCAUCAUUGUGUCCGACUCGUACUGGGAGGACCGAAGAUUCGCUGAAGCUCUCACUGUUUUCGGUGUCCUAUGGGCUACGUUCAUUCAGAAGAGCAAAGAGUACAAGCAGUUUAGCGACACCACAUUUGUUCAGCGUCUCUAUGAACGCUACACCCAGUCUCUCGAAGAGACAAGGGCUAAGUAUGAGGUACUGUACAAGGUUUCAAAGGAGUACCACGAAACAAGCAUCAAAUCUUACGGUGCGGAGAGCUCCAUUGCAGUGGAGGCUACCCUUUCUCUCGCCCGCGUCGCUCAACGUAGCGAGUCUCAUACUUCCGAAGCGAUUUCACUGUACGAAAAGGCUUCCAGUUCGUCCGCGUCAUCUUCUGUCAGCAUCACCGAGAUCAAACAGACUUUGUCCUCCCUGUACGUUCAUCAAAUAUCCUCCCAGUCGUCGUCGACCGUUACAACGGAGUCGAUUGAGCGUGCCACCAGCAUACAACUGGAACAGUACGUUGAGGCCAGGAGCAAGUACGGUUACUCUCAUGGGACAUCCCUCACCCACCUCCGAGAACUCACGAGCCUCUACGUGAAGCAGAAGAAGGUGGACCUCGCUAUCAAGGAACUCUCUAUUGCCAUUGUCGAGAUCAACACCAAGGAAACAUCUUCUCAGAAGCUUAUCGAAGCAGCAACCUCUAUUGCUUCCACAUAUCAAGCACUGAGCCUUGUAGAGCGCGCCACGGAAAUCGUAGAGGAACUCCACCGCCAAAUCAUCGCUAAGAACGCUGUUAACUCCUCGAAAUUUUCGUUCGAUCUUACAAAGACUACCCGGUCCUCUCUUAUCUUCUUGGCAACUCUGGAGUACUACAUCCGCAAGGACUUGUCCAUUACAUUCUCGGAGAUCUACGCUAGCAUUGUCACCGAGGCUGUUCUCUUCGAGGAGUUUAGACAGGCAUUGCAAGCUAAAGUAGGCAUGCGGAAGCUCUUGUUGGUAGCCGCGCCACUCCGAUCCUUCCUCGUCCAGCGACGUCGCACAGGAUUGACAAACCUCGUCGACGAGGAAGUUGUGAACCUUUUCGUUCAAAAGGAGACCUCGAAGCUUGGGCUACUCAGCAAAGAAUCUCCUCAUAUAUUCAUCGUCGCCAUCUUGGAGCAUCUCGGCCACAAGCACCAGGAUUUCAACCGUGCCGUCAUCUUCGGCACCAACGAGCAAGUUGCCCUGCUCACGAACGCCAAGAAGUUCCCAGAGGCUCAAGACGUUGCCCACCUCGGCUUCCUCUUCGCUGUCAACCACAAGGCCUACAGCGGACCCAAUGCGAUCAGCUACGGCUUCAAGCUCGCAUCGUUGCUCGUCGGGCGCGACGGCGAAAAAAGCCCAGAUGCCACUCUCCGCAAGAAGAUGCUGCAGCUCUCCAACCGCAUCGUCAAGAAGAUUCUCGAAAUCUGCAAGUCGAACAAGAUCAACUUUGCUCAAGUCCAGCUGCCAGAACUGAGCAAGCUGUCCGCCCUCCUAGGCGAGCAACAGGACUACGAGACCCUAGAGUGGCUCCUCUCCACCCUCUGGUCCACGCGAGACGCCCAACGCUCCUGGCCCGCGGCCGUACUCCUCCAGCUCGGCCGCCGCCUCAUCUGCGCCCGCUACCUGGCCGGUCACCCCAUCAAAGCCAUCCGGCUAUGCGAAGACAUCGCCUACAACAUGCGCCGCGUGCACGGCGCCCGCCAUCCGGCCACGCUCGACACGUACCUACUUCUAUCCGAGCUCUACACGUCGACGGGCGCCUUCUACCAGUCCAAGACGGCGACGGACAAGGCCGCAGCCCAGCUCGCGCGCGACUACUUCAAGAAGGCGCUGCUCAUCCACGAGGACCUGCUGCGCCUGCUUGUGCACGAGGACGGCGCGGGCGACGGCUACGACUCGGACGACGAGCUUGAUAGCGCCGCCGCCAUCCUCGCCGAGCACGGCGUCAGCGUCAAGGGCAGCGUUGCUGGCGGGGCUGCAGGUGCGCAGGAGGACGACAACACGCCUGCGCUGAGCGAGACGGAGAAGGCGUUCUUGGCGAAGCGCCAUCUGGUGCUGCUGAAGCUCGCGUUCCAGCGGCUGGGCGGGUGGCCGAAGGCCGCGGGCGAGUAUGAGCGGCUGAACGCGGAGGCGUUUAGGGUGUUUGGCGCGAGCGCCGAGUGGAAGGGGUUGGAGGGAGUGGAGAAGUGGAGCACGAAGGGGUUUGGGGGUGGGAAGGCAGAGAGUGAGGCGGGCGUGUUUAAGGAGCAGGGGGUGGGCAGUUGGGAGUUUGCGGCUGGGGAGGUGCCGAGGGCGCUUACGACGGUUACGCAGGUGAAGCACAAUGGGACGAAUAAGGCGGUGGUGGAGCAGGAGGAGGAGGAGUUGUAGGUAUGGUUGGGGAUGUUGGGUGAUGAUUUGAGGGAAGGGGGAAUCAUGAGGCGUGAUAAUGUGUAGUUAGUCUUUUUUCUUUUGUUGUCGGAGCUUUCAUGAGCACACAAAAUGUAUAUUCGGGCGUUUAUUUUGUUAUGUUUCAUAGGUAUACGAAUAGUUAGUGAUAAUCUCUCGUUCUAAAAGUUCAUUUCAUUGCCAAACUUUCAUGAGCGAUUUCUUCGGAUUUAGUUGACUAGAUUGUGUAGAUGUAAGGCUUAUUAGAAUAGUAGCUUGAUGGUGCGUUCCCUAAAUAGCGAGAUGGAAGAGUACCACAACAACACCGACCUCACGACGAU